This is a messenger RNA of Exophiala xenobiotica, 3441 nucleotides long. RefSeq names its product urease, variant 1. Gene Ontology annotation, molecular function: nickel cation binding; urease activity. Bases 464 to 2803 code for a protein of 779 amino acids. Lineage: Eukaryota; Fungi; Ascomycota; Eurotiomycetes; Chaetothyriales; Herpotrichiellaceae. Gene Ontology annotation, cellular component: urease complex. The record is from RefSeq and is a predicted model, not a curated record. Gene Ontology annotation, biological process: urea catabolic process. The transcript is spliced from 3 exons.
GCCACUUGGGUGCUGAUGGUGCAUCUUCCUUUGCCCCGCAUCGCCGCUUCACCAUGAUAGGCUCCAAGGCCACAAUCUGUCAUAAUGAUAAACAGCUUCAAUGCUGCCAGAGCUGCAGUCUUCGACGACAUUCUUUUCAUCUUGAGCCGUAUCGAGAGCCAUCUCAGAGAGAGCCGGACUCGCCAUGCAGCUCGUACCAAAGGAGCUUGAUAAGCUCGUCACAGCCCAGUUGGGCUUUUUGGCACAGAGACGUUUGGCCAGAGGCGUUAGGCUAAAUCACGCUGAAGCCUGUGUAACGAAAACCGAGUCGAAAACCCGAAUCUUGUGGCUGACCUCAUGAACAGGCUCUCAUUGCCAGCGUUCUACAUGAAGUAAAUCGGGAACCCUGGAUAGUCGAGCAAAGGAAAUUCUAACAGCGACCAAACAGCUCGUCCGCGAUGGCAAUCACACCUGCGCAGAUCUUAUGGCGAUGGGGAAACAACUGCUUGGUCGGCGCCAUGUCUUGCCAGCAGUUGUAUCUACCUUGCACACGGUGCAAAUCGAAGGCACUUUCAAGACUGGCACAUAUCUUGUGACUGUCGAUCAUCCCAUCAGCUCGGACGACGGUGAUCUGGAGAAGGCCUUGUACGGGAGUUUUCUUCCUGUUCCAUCCAAAGAUGCGUUCCCACUGGCGGAUGCAAGCGAAUAUGAAGACAAGAAGAUGCCUGGUGCCGUAAUUCCAGUCAAGCAAGGCAAGAUUGUGUUAAGCGAAGGUCGGAAGAGGAUCAAACUCAAGGUCACCAGCAAGGGUGACAGACCAAUACAAAUCGGCUCCCAUUACCACUUCAUCGAGACCAAUCCGGCCCUUGAAUUCGACCGAGCCCGCGCUUAUGGCUAUCACCUCGACGUCGCGGCAGGUACCUCCGUGCGCUUCGAGCCCGGCGACACCAAGACCGUCACACUUGUCGAAAUCGCGGGCAACAAAGUCAUCCAUGGCGGCAACAAUCUAGCCACGGGCCCAGUUGACCUUUCACGCGUCGACGAGAUCAUCUCCAAACUCCAAGCUGGCGGCUUCGCGCACAAGCCCGAACCAGUUCGCGACAUGGGCUUUAUCGACGCAGCGUCACUCACACGGGCAGAUUACAUUGGCAUGUUUGGCCCUACGACUGGAGAUAUGGUGCGCCUCGGCAGCACGGACUUGUGGAUCAAAGUCGAGAGGGACAUGACCGUGUACGGCGACGAAUGCAAAUUCGGCGGCGGCAAGACGUUGCGCGAAGGCAUGGGUCAAGCGUCCGGCCGGCACGACGUCGAAGUGUUGGACACGGUCAUCACCAACGCGCUCAUCGUCGACUGGACGGGGAUAUACAAGGCGGAUAUUGGCAUAAAGAACGGCGUGAUCGCGGGCAUCGGCAAGGCGGGCAACCCGGAUGUCAUGGACGGCGUGCAUAAAGACAUGGUCGUGGGCAACGGCACCGAUGUCGUUGCGGGCGAAGGGCUGAUCGUCACGGCCGGGGGCAUUGACUCACACAUCCAUCUCAUCUGCCCGCAGCAAGUGUACGAGGCAAUCUCCGCGGGCAUUACUACUUUCUUGGGUGGAGGCACGGGACCGUCGGCGGGGACAAGUGCGACGACGUGCACGCCCGGCAAGACGUUGAUGAAGCAGAUGCUCCAGGCCGUGGACUCGUUGCCCAUCAACUACGGAAUCACAGGUAAGGGCAACGACUCGGACCCCGUGGCGCUGCGCGAAAGCUGCGAGGCUGGCGCGUGCGGGCUGAAAUUGCACGAGGACUGGGGCACGACGCCCGCGGCCAUCGACACAUGUCUAUCUGUGUGCGACGAAUAUGACGUCCAGUGCCUGAUCCACACGGACACACUCAACGAGUCGGGCUUCGUCGAGUCUUCGAUCGCCGCCUUCAAGGGCCGUACCAUCCACACGUACCACACCGAAGGGGCUGGCGGAGGGCAUGCGCCAGAUAUCAUCAAGGUCGUCGAGCACGAGAAUGUCUUGCCCUCGUCGACCAACCCCACGCGGCCGUAUACCCGGGACACGCUGGACGAGCAUCUCGACAUGCUCAUGGUCUGCCACCACCUGUCCAAGAACAUCCCCGAGGACGUGGCGUUCGCGGAAUCGCGCAUCCGCGCCGAGACGAUUGCCGCGGAAGACGUCCUGCACGACCUGGGCGCCAUCAGCAUGAUGAGCAGCGACUCCCAGGCCAUGGGCCGCUGCGGCGAGGUCAUCAUGCGCACCUGGAACACGGCGCACAAAAACAAGCAGCAACGCGGCUUCCUGCCCGAGGAUGAAGGCACGGGCGUGGAUAAUUUCCGCGUCAAGCGCUAUGUGAGCAAGUACACGGUCAACGCGGCGAUUGCGCAGGGCAUGGGCCAUCUGAUCGGGAGCGUCGAGGUUGGCAAGGUGGCGGAUUUGUGUCUGUGGAAGCCCGCCAUGUUCGGCACGAAGCCCCAGCUGGUGAUCAAGAGUGGCUUCAUUGCGCAGGCCAUGAUGGGCGAUCCGAACGCGAGUAUUCCGACGGUCGAGCCGAUUGUGAGUAGGCCCAUGUUCGCGGCGAUGGUGCCGAAAACGAGUAUCACCUUUGUGAGCGCGAAGAGUAUCGAGUCCGGGGUGAUCGACGGGUAUGGGUUGAACAAGAGGGUCGAGGCGGUGAAGGGGUGUAGGAGCGUCGGCAAGAAGGAUAUGAAGUUCAACGAUGUCAUGCCCAAGAUGAAGGUCGAUCCGGAGAGAUACACCGUCGAGGCGGAUGGGCAGAUCUGCAAGGCCGAGCCGGCGACCGAGGUUGGCCUGGGCCAGGCGUAUUAUGUCUUCUAACUAGGCGAUUAUCUGGUGUACUAGGAGGGGGCGAAGAUGGCGAUGACUGUGAUUGAGAUUCACGACCAAAUAAUACGAGAUCCAGGUUAGAAUCUAGCGGAGGAGCCUGGCUUGGGUAAAGAGAUUUUGGUCCAAGUUAAAGCGAAAAUUAGCUGGAUGAAAUAUCGGAUCAGAGCAAGCAAGAGGCACGGCAAGUUUGGGAGCAUCUCGACCUGGAUACAUACUAGUGAUCGGAUGGCGCAACCCAAAGAGAGAUGAUGUGAGAUUCUUGGACAUUGCAGUCAGAGGCAUUUACGAGAGAUCGACGUCCAACGAGGUGGUUAUGACGGGCAACAGGGCAGUGAACAUCUGGCUGCCCUUUUCUCUUGAGUACUACUCCACGGUGGUGUUCGUUAUACGAGGCUGAGAUACACGGAGAUACUCAUGUAUAUCUUCAAGCAAAGGAGUAUGAUGAAGGUACGGAUCCUCUAUCCACAUUCAUCCAUGAGUUUAGUCCCCGAACCCCAUGCGCCGGGAACUUGUGGGUUCUACGUAGCAAAACAAAUUCGGCAACAGACAAGAAAGAAAGAGCGAUUUGCAUUAGGCCCACGUAGAUUGAGCUGCGAAGGAGAACCGGGCUAGGAGAGGGCAAAAGACAC